AUUUAUUUCGUUCGUCUCACUUCACAUACAUCUUUGUGCUCAAUUGCUAUUAUUUUGAAUUUCAUUUUUAUCUAACAAGGAGACGUUUAGCGGAUUUGGAUCAAUGGCGCCUAUAGGUGUUCGAUUGCAAAUUGAAGAUCACCAUGUUGUGAUUGAUAACGGUAUACUGCAAGUAACAUUAUCGAACCCUGAGGGUAUGGUCACGGGCAUACGAUACAACGGACUUGAUAAUGUGCUUGAGGAUCGUAACGACGAAACCAACAGAGGGUACUGGGACGUUGUUUGGAGUGCUUUAGAUGGGUCCGGGAGAACGGGAGUUUUCGAAGUGAUUAAGUCAGCAAGUUUCAAGGUUAUUGUGGAAACUGAGGAACUAGUUGAGGUUUCCUUUUCUAGGCCAUGGGAUCCGUCUCUAAAAGGAAAAUUUGUUCCUUUAAACAUAGACAAAAGAUUCAUUUUGCUUCGUGGUUGCUCCGGUUUCUACACUUACGCCAUUUACGAACACAUGGGUUCACAAGAAUGGCAAGCAUUUAGUCUUGGUGAAACAAGAGUUGCAUUCAAGCUCACAAAAGACAAGUUUCGAUAUAUGGCGGUGGCCGAUGAUAGGAGAAGAUACAUGCCAUUGCCAGACGACCGUCAACCAGAAAGAGGCCAACCCCUUGCAUAUCCGGAAGCCGUUUUGUUGGUCAAUCCAGUUGAACCUGAGUUCACAGGAGAGGUGGAUGACAAAUACCAGUAUACUUGCGAGAAUAGAAAUCUUAAGGUGCAUGGAUGGAUAUCAAAUGACCCCUCAAUAGGGUUUUGGCAAAUCACACCAAGUGAUGAGUUUCGAACAGGUGGGCCCCUUAAACAAAAUCUUUGUUCUCAUGUUGGGCCCACUUGUCUAGCGGUUUUUGUUGGUGCACACUAUGCCGGGGAUGAUUUAGUUCCAAAAUUUGGGCAAGGCGAGCCAUGGAAGAAGGUUUUUGGACCCGUUUUUAUAUAUCUAAACUCAGUGAUGGAUGGACAAGACCCUCUUACACUUUGGGACGAUGCAAAAAGACAGAUGACGGUUGAAACAAGCGGUUGGCCUUACAGUUUUCCGGCAUCCGAGGAUUUUCCUAAAUCAAAUCAAAGAGGCAUGGUUUACGGAAAAUUACUAGUUCGUGAUAGAUUUGUAAAUAGUAAUGAUAUGCCAAUCAAUGGGGCAUAUGUUGGUUUAGCUCCACUAGGAGAAGUUGGAUCAUGGCAAAGAGAAUGCAAGGAUUAUCAAUUUUGGACUACGACAGAUGAGAAUGGAUUUUUUUCUAUUAACAAUAUUAGAACCGGGAACUAUAACUUAUAUGCUUUGGUCUACGGAUUUAUUGGUGACUACCGAAAUGACAGUUCUAUAACCGUAACUCCAGGUUGUAAUAUUAAUGUUGGUACACUCGUCUACGAGCCGCCAAGAAAUGGUCCUACACUGUGGGAGAUAGGGAUCCCUGAUCGCUCGGCUGCAGAAUUUUACGUCCCAGAUCCUAACCCUCUAUUCGUGAACAAGCUCUUUAUUGAUCAACCUCAAAACAAAUUUAGGCAAUAUGGUUUGUGGGAAAGGUAUGGAGAGUUGUACCCUGAAGGAGACUUGAUAUACACAAUUGGAGAGAGUGACUAUAGCAAAGACUGGUUUUAUGCUCAAGUUCCAAGAAAAAAAGAAGAUAAUUCGUAUGAAGGAACAACAUGGCAGAUCAAGUUCAAGCUAGAAAAUGUCAAACCGAGUGCAACUUAUAAACUACGAAUAGCGCUGGCUGGGGCAUCUCUAGCGGAACUACAGGUUCGGAUAAAUGAUCGAAAUAAAGCUCGUCCUCUCUUUACAACCGGACUUAUAGGACGUGAUAAUGCAAUUCCAAGGCAUGGGAUACACGGGCUAUAUUGGUUGUACAAUGUAGAUGUUGCGGGUUCUCUACUCUUAGAAGGAGAUAACAUCUUUUAUUUUACACAAACACGAUCUCAAAGUCCAUUUCAAGCUAUCAUGUAUGAUUAUAUUCGGUUAGAAGGUCCAACACAGGAACUGUAGUUUAAAUUGUUUACAAUAUGGUGUUUAACUCAGAAUGUUGUUUUUCAAUAAAAUAAUGUUUCUAUUAGAAUAUAUAAACUUAAUUAUAUUUG
Helianthus annuus (common sunflower) is the source of this 2121-nucleotide messenger RNA. Its product is annotated as probable rhamnogalacturonate lyase B. The coding region runs from base 104 to 2029 and encodes 641 amino acids. Gene Ontology annotation, biological process: carbohydrate metabolic process. The transcript has 16 exons. Gene Ontology annotation, molecular function: catalytic activity; carbohydrate binding. NCBI's taxonomy places the organism in Eukaryota, Viridiplantae, Streptophyta, Magnoliopsida, Asterales, Asteraceae. The record is from RefSeq and is a predicted model, not a curated record.